UUUUGACAGCGCCGCGAUAAACGUUCGUGCGGUCUCGCUGAAAAGGACCUCCUCGUAUCCUUCCUUACCUCUUCCUUAUUGAGGUUAUAGAAAUGGCGCUGCGAGCAGUGCUGUCGUUCGGUGGUAGCGGUAACAGGAAUCGCUUCCUGCUGCUGCAGGGGGCCCGUUUCUACGGCACCAAACGUGAUGCUGAGUACGAUCUGGUCGUGGUCGGAGGUGGUUCCGGGGGUUUGGCCUGUGCGAAGGAGGCCGCCAAUCUUGGAGCGAAAGUUGCGGUCUUGGACUACGUGAUUCCGACGCCGCUGGGCACGAAAUGGGGUCUGGGUGGAACGUGCGUCAACGUCGGAUGCAUUCCCAAGAAGUUGAUGCAUCAGGCGGCUCUUCUCGGCGAAGCCGUUCACGAUGCGAAGGCUUAUGGAUGGCAAUUGCCGGAAGCGGAGAACAUCACGCACGAUUGGGCUUCUCUACGUGAAUCCGUUCAGAAUCACAUCAAGUCCGUGAACUGGGUCACCAGGGUCGAACUCAGGGACAAGAAAGUGGAGUACAUCAACGGUUUGGGCGUCUUCAAAGACCCGUACACCAUUCACACUGUGACCAAGAAGGGAGAGCGUACUUUAACCUCCAAGUACUUCCUGAUCGCGACCGGCGGAAGGCCACGUUACAACGACAUUCCCGGUGCGAAGGAGUACGGAAUCACGAGCGACGACAUCUUCAGCUUGGAGAAUUCUCCUGGAAAGACGCUCGUCAUCGGUGCUGGAUACAUUGGUCUUGAAUGCGCCGGUUUCUUGCGCGGUCUUGGCUUCGACGCUACGGUUAUGGUGCGUUCUGUGGUGCUCAGGGAAUUCGACAGGCAGAUGGCCGAGGUCAUCCAGGAGUCGAUGGUCUUGAGGGGAGUGAAGUUCCUGUUCAAGUGCGUGCCGACGGCCAUCGAGAAGCAGGACGACGGUAAGCUUUUGGCCAAAUGGAAGAGCGACGAUGGUCAGGAAUUCUCCGAGACGUACGACACGGUGCUCUUCGCCAUCGGAAGACGCGCCCUCACCAGAGAGCUGCACACCGACAGGGCCGGCAUCGAGUUGGCCGGUGAUGGGGAGAAGAUUGACGCCGUCAACGAGCAGACCAACGUGCCGCACAUCUUUGCCGUCGGCGACGUCCUCUACAAAAAGCCCGAAUUGACGCCGGUCGCCAUUCACGCCGGAAAACUGUUGGCUCGUCGUCUCUUCGGCGGUGGCACCGCCCAGAUGGAUUACCAGAACGUCGCUACAACGAUCUUCUCGCCGCUGGAGUACGGAUGCGUUGGAUUGAGCGAGGAGGCUGCGGUCGAGAAGUACGGCGCGGAGAGCGUAGAGAUAUACCAUGCCUACUACAAACCCACCGAGUUCUUCAUUCCGCAAAAGUCUAUAGCCCAUUGCUAUCUUAAGGUCGUGGCGAUGCGCGAGGGAGAGCAGAAGGUCAUCGGCAUGCAUUUCAUCGGCCCCAACGCCGGAGAGAUCAUCCAGGGCUUCGGCGCUGCCAUCAAAUGCGAUUUGACCAUGGAGAAGCUGAUGGGAACGGUGGGAAUUCACCCGACCGUCGCCGAGGAGUUCACAAGAAUAAACAUCACGAAGAGGUCGGGCAAGGAUCCGAACCCGGCGUCCUGCUGCAGUUAAUCUAAUUACUUAAUGUUAAAAAUAAUUAAUUAAAAAUGAAAAUGAAAAAGAAAAAAUACAUACUAUGUAAUAUUGCGCACCAACUGUAAUUAUAUUUAUAUAUAUUUAACCGAUAACAACAAUAACAUUAAUGAUGAAACCGAAUGAAGCCCUUUUUCCAGACCGAGAGAAAACAAGAAAGAGAGAGAAAUGCAUUGGAGGAUGAGGAUGAAGGAAGGAAUCAGCAGAUCUUCAAAUUUUGUCAGGAUUUAACUUUUUUUUACAACAUGAUAUUAUUCGAGGAAGACCAAAAGCAAGCAAAACUACAAUCGGCACAAAGUGUAAGCUAACAUGGGCAAAUUCUCUACUUUCUUUCUUUCUUUUCUUGUUUUAUUUAAAUCAGUUUUAUCAUGGUUGUUUGUGUAUCGUUUAUUUUCUUUCCAAAUCAACUCUUUAUUAUUUUAUGAUUACUGUUGUUGCGUACAAGCAUAAUUAUACGUGCGUUUAUUAGAAAUUUCGCACGUCAUUGUUACGUUACUUUUUUUUUAAAAAUUAUUAUAAAUGUCCGGUGCUGCGUUCUAAACGUUUGUUGCGCAAAUGUAAUUCAUUUGCGCAAAU
Molecule: messenger RNA, 2243 nt
Organism: Nicrophorus vespilloides
Lineage: Eukaryota; Metazoa; Arthropoda; Insecta; Coleoptera; Silphidae
Gene: Trxr1
Product: thioredoxin reductase 1, mitochondrial
Exons: 7
Coding region: 93-1646 (517 amino acids)
Biological process (GO): cell redox homeostasis; glutathione metabolic process; cellular response to oxidative stress
Cellular component (GO): cytosol; mitochondrion
Molecular function (GO): flavin adenine dinucleotide binding; thioredoxin-disulfide reductase (NADPH) activity; glutathione-disulfide reductase (NADPH) activity
Source: RefSeq, a predicted model, not a curated record